AUGUCAGCUACUUCACCAGACACCAGUAAUCCAGUUUACUUCUGGAAACCAGAAGGAGAAACAGGAUUCUUGGGCCAGUGGUGGCCAUCCUCAUUUAAAUGGGAAACCGACGGAGAAACAUUCAACUACGCAAACGCUGAACAAUACAUGAUGCACCGCAAAGCCCUCCUCUUCGCCGGUCCCACCAACGAAAUAACCCAACAAAUCGGCGUCGGCUGGCAAACACACCCACGCGAAAUCCGCAACCUGGGCCGUAAGAUCCCGAAUUUCUCAGACCAAAUCUGGGAGGAGAAUCGCUUUGCAAUCGUGGUCGAAGGGAGUUUUCUGAAAUUUUCGCAGAAUGAGGAACUAAAGCAGAUGCUGCUUGAGACGGGGAACAGGGAGUUGGUUGAGGCUAGUCCGAUGGAUCGGAUUUGGGGGGUUGGUUUUGGGGCGAGGAAUGCUGGCGCUAAUCGGCAUAAAUGGGGGUUGAAUCUUUUGGGGAAAGCGCUUAUGGAGACUAGGGAGAGGUUGGUUAAUGAGGGGAGGAAUUUGGAUUAG
Molecule: messenger RNA, 540 nt
Organism: Penicillium waksmanii
Lineage: Eukaryota; Fungi; Ascomycota; Eurotiomycetes; Eurotiales; Aspergillaceae
Product: NADAR family protein
Exons: 2
Coding region: 1-540 (179 amino acids)
Source: RefSeq, a predicted model, not a curated record